CAGGCACUCAUAUGGCAGAGUGUUUGACAUGGAGACCUAUAUUUAUCACACCAUCACCGGUACAGUGAAGACAGCAGCCCAUGCACAGGUGGUCAAGAUGAUUUCUCCAUUGUGGCUGGUGGGGGCAAUAUGCUGUCUGACGUUGCUCCCAGUUUGGCUGGAGGCAAAGUCUCUGUUGAAUACCAUCAAGCAGGAAGCGAUGAGCCCUGUUAGGGAUGUAGGUAUUGAUUCGGAGAAGGCGAACGGCUUCCUGACUCACUCACGACCAAAGCGCAAUGUGGAACCCAGGUGGUACAGAGGCAACCCCGACUUCCAGGCUUACUACCGCUACUACAAUAGCAUCGGACACACAGAGGGGCUGUAUGAGAUUGACCGGAUCAGGCUGCUGUACCAGCAGAUGAGGCAGCUGGAGCAUGUAUACGGCCCCAACGCCUCACACUUCCAGAACAAACUGGGAGUGCCCACCAUCAAGUGCGACCCAGCCACGGACAAAAAAUGCAAAGCCCUACCCACUCCCCCUCCCACCCCAAUAAAAAGCACCUCUCAGCCCCCUCCUGCUCCGCCCCGCUCCCAGGCUGAUGUCAUGUACCUAUGCAAUGCCAAGGACCCCCUCUGCAAGCCCCAUAUCGUCUACCUCCCCACCGGGGCAUUGCCCGUACUGUGCGACCCCCGCUACCACCCCUCAUGCAACCUCCACAAGCUCCCUCCUCCACCACCACCCCCCAUGCUUAAAAAAUCUGCCCCACAACCACCACCCCCCGCCCCAAAAAAGUCAUCUCCCCCUCCGGCCCCCAUCCACACCUACAAGGGCAUGGAGUAUGACUGCAAUCCCUACUGGGACCCAGACUGCCUGAUAGACCACCCACCCAGACCCCUCCAUGGCAAGGCUGGCCCACCCCCGCCUCCCAUUGAGGAACAACCAGUGGAGAACCCACCACCCCCUGCAGCCAGCAUCAAGAAAGUGGCACAUCCCUAUCCUUACCACGGUUACCCCUAUAACUAUAACUAUGGGCAUGAACUCUAUGAUCCGGUCCGCUUCCAGUACCCCUCACCACCUUCUGAUUCCCCCGAUGAUGGUGGUAGUGACUAGCCCAUCAAAGCUCUAAAGGCAUUAGCUUUACUUACGCCUCAAGUGUUUUGGCAGUAAUGAACAAAGAGUUGUUUUCCCCUCCAGAUGUAGAUUUAGAAUGACAAAGCGGCACAGACCAUAAUUACAGGUCUUUGAGCUAUCAAUCAUGUAAACCGUCUUAUCGAUGUGAUGCUGUUAUGGGAAGGAGAGCAAACCUAUUUAUACAGCAAUGACCUGCAGUAGAGUUAUGCUAUAUUACAAUGACUGAUGAUAUUGCAACAAUAAGACCAUCUCUGAUUGAUUUAUUACUAUCCAAUGUGCCAUUGUCUAUUCAGCAUCCAAAAUCAUUAUUCAGUUACACAAUUUGCAUAGAAAAAAAAGAUAGUGACAAAGUUAAUAUUGACUCAAAUGAUGAAAAAUAAACGUUUCAAAAACUG
Molecule: messenger RNA, 1506 nt
Organism: Coregonus clupeaformis (lake whitefish)
Lineage: Eukaryota; Metazoa; Chordata; Actinopteri; Salmoniformes; Salmonidae
Product: formin-like protein 20
Exons: 5
Coding region: 29-1090 (353 amino acids)
Source: RefSeq, a predicted model, not a curated record